CUCGGCUGCUACUACUACUGCGUUGUGCGCACAAUGCCAAGCGACCCACUACUGCCCUGCGUCUGCGUGUGCCGCGUAUACGCACAAGCCAAAGAGAAUUUUUAGGCGGGUAGAAACAAAAAUCAGACCCAGUUUCGCGCAAAAAAAAAAACAAAGAGAAGCCCGGGGGUAAGAGAGAGAGAGAGAAUUUGGGAGAUGUGAGACGGAAGCAACAAGCACAUGAGCGUUUUGUGAUUAGGAACGGACAAAACAAGGUCAUAAGGCGGCCUAAUCAGGAUUGGAGGAGAGGUCUAGUCUCCCUUUCUAGUUUCCCCUACAUGACCAGCGUUGCCACCAGGAUUGCCACGCUCGUGCGGGCCGCGGCGGCGGCGAGCCGGCCAUUGCGGCUCCACCGCCGGCCCGGCGGCGAGGAUACGAGGAUGGUGGUGAUCGUCGGCGCCACGGGCACCGGGAAGACCAAGCUGUCCAUCGACGCCGCCAAGGUGAUCGGCGGCGAGGUUGUCAACGCCGACAAGAUUCAGCUCUAUGACGGCCUCGACGUGACCACCAACAAGGUGAGCCUCGCCGACCGCCGUGGCGUGCCGCACCACCUCCUCGGAGCCAUCCGCCCCGAGGCCGGCGAGCUCCCGCCGUCGUCCUUCCGGUCCCUCGCCGCCGCCACGGCCGCGUCGAUCGCGGCGAGGCGGCUCGUGCCGGUCAUCGCCGGUGGGUCGAACUCCCUCAUCCACGCCCUCCUCGCCGACCACUUCGACGCCUCCGCUGGCGAUCCCUUCUCCCCCGCCGCCGCCUUCCGCCACUACCGCCCGGCGCUCCGGUUCCCGUGCUGCCUGCUCUGGGUCCACGUCGAUGAGGCGCUCCUCGACGAGUACCUCGACCGCCGCGUGGACGACAUGGUGGACGCUGGCAUGGUCGAGGAGCUCCGGGAGUACUUCGCCACGACAACCGCCGCGGAGCGCGCCGCGCACUCCGGGCUGGGCAAGGCCAUCGGCGUCCCCGAGCUCGGCGACUACUUCGCCGGGCGCAAGACCUUCUCCGAGGCGAUCGACGACAUCAAAGCCAACACCCGCGUCCUCGCCGCCGCGCAGGUGUCCAAGAUCCGCCGCAUGUCCGACGCCUGGGGCUGGCCCAUCCACCGCCUCGACGCCUCCGACACAGUCCGCGCCAGGCUCACGCGGGCGGGCUCCGCCGCCGAGUCCGCCUCCUGGGAGCGCGACGUGCGCGGCCCAGGCCUCGCCACCAUCCGCAGCUUCCUCGCCGAUCAGUCACCGCCACCGCGCAGCGAGGGCACCAACGACUACCUGUACGCCAUGGAGACGGAACCAGAGCCGCCGCCGCCGCCGACGUUGCCGCCGCGGCUGCUCCGGUUGCCGCGGAUGCAGUACUGCGACAUGGUGGGGUGAGCUCGCCGCCGCCGCCGCCGCCGCACGGCGCCGCAGUCACUUCAUUGAAGGCUUUUGGGGGUUCGAGGGUUUAGGCCGCCAAUUUUCCAGUGUCCCGGCGGCGCCCUUCUCUGACACUGCUCGGUGGGCCCAGAAAAAGUAGCCAGUGACAUAGAAAGAAGAGACAAAGGUAAUUAACGUAGAGAGAGAGAAGCUAAGCUAUGCAACUGAUGAGAAGUGUUCUUCUUCAUUGCAGCAGAAUUUGUGUACUCUUUCUUGGAGAGGUGGUGAUUCAUCACAUCGCUCUCCUCCUAACCGCGGCACUGUAUGUAUGUAGUGAGUAGUACUAAUCAUCUAAUUAUCCACCGUGUUCAGAAUUUUGAGACAGAUAAUGAGUACAGUCUAGUAUAUGAUUUUUCAUCA
Molecule: messenger RNA, 1802 nt
Organism: Oryza sativa Japonica Group (Japanese rice)
Lineage: Eukaryota; Viridiplantae; Streptophyta; Magnoliopsida; Poales; Poaceae
Product: adenylate isopentenyltransferase
Biological process (GO): tRNA modification
Cellular component (GO): mitochondrion
Molecular function (GO): tRNA dimethylallyltransferase activity
Source: RefSeq, a predicted model, not a curated record